Molecule: messenger RNA, 660 nt
Organism: Cylindrotheca closterium
Lineage: Eukaryota; Bacillariophyta; Bacillariophyceae; Bacillariales; Bacillariaceae
Source: the annotation of a GenBank genome assembly
AUGAAGAUCUCCGCCAAAUCCAUUGUAAGCAAACUGGUAAGGAAAUCAAAGCUUUCCAAGAAUGCAUCAGAAGUAACUCUGGAUACCCUUGCAACCUCAAAGCCUGAGGAAGAUGAUUGUGUUGCAGAAAACACCUAUCACGAAUCAUUUUCAAGCAUUGAAACUGGUAUACAAUAUGAUGCCGAUGUUUGUGACGAUGAUGCGAGUGCCCCCAACAUUCUUUCCGACGACGAGGUCCGUGGCCUCUUCUGCCUCUGGAACGACGCACUUUCGACUCUCAACCCAGACACAGUCGCAUCAAGGUACUCCAGCAAACCUUGCCUUCUUCCUACCGUCAGUGAUAUCCCAAGGACCGAUUUCCAUUCCAUCAAGGACUACUUCGUUCAUUUCUUGGAAAAGAAGCCGCACGGAACGAUCCUUGAAAGUUUUGUUACAACGGGUCCAGGUUGGUGCAUGGACAAUGGAAUCUAUGAAUUCAGUCUGCAGGCCACUGGUGACACUGUGAAAGCUCGAUACUCCUUUGUCUACACCAAAGAGGGAGACGAUUGGAAGAUUUCUCAUCAUCACUCGUCUCAGAUGCCCGAAGAGAUUGUGCCCAAGACGUCCCUAUUGAACAAUAUCGUCGAUGACCUGAUGCUUGGUUUGGUGUUUGGUGUAUGA